AUGAUUGAAUUACUCGACAUUUUACGAAAUCGAAAUGCAACAACUGACUACGUGAAUUUGAGAACAAGUCUUCAUGAUGACAGUAGUGAUAGUAUUCUUAGUGAAGUUUUGGAGGAAAUAGAAGCAAAUGUUGACAACUGUUUUGUUGAUAUCGAUAUCCGUGAAGAUAUCAACACUGUACCUGAUAUUGUUAUGGAUGAUCCAUUGCAACAAUCCGAACAUGUUGGAAAUGGAGAUAAAGGUAUAGUAGAUGGUAAUAUGACAAAUGUUGGUUUAUCUAUCGUUAAUGUGAAUUGA
Molecule: messenger RNA, 297 nt
Organism: Rotaria sp. Silwood2
Lineage: Eukaryota; Metazoa; Rotifera; Eurotatoria; Philodinida; Philodinidae
Source: the annotation of a GenBank genome assembly